Perognathus longimembris pacificus (Pacific pocket mouse) is the source of this 3399-nucleotide messenger RNA. It is a transcript of the gene Kazn, whose product is annotated as kazrin, periplakin interacting protein. The transcript is spliced from 8 exons. The record is from RefSeq and is a predicted model, not a curated record. Lineage: Eukaryota; Metazoa; Chordata; Mammalia; Rodentia; Heteromyidae. Bases 4 to 1248 code for a protein of 414 amino acids.
GGCAUGCGGGCGGCCGACGCGGGCUCCUGGGAGCGCGUCCGGCAGCUGGCGGCGCAGGGCGAGCCGGCGCCGAGCUGCGGGCCGGGGGCCGGGCCCGCGCGCCUCCCGGGGCCCGCGGCCUGCGAGCCGUGCGCGGACGCGCCGGGGCCCGGCGGUCGGCUCGGCGCCGGGGCGCCCUCCUCGGGAGCGGAUGACGACGGCCGCCGGCCGGUGCUGCGGGAGGAAGUGGCCCGGCUCCAGGAGGAAGUUCACCUUCUCCGGCAGAUGAAGGAGAUGCUGGCCAAGGACCUGGAGGAGUCGCAGGGCGGCAAGGGCCCCGAGGUCCUCACGGCCACCGAGCUCCGGGUCCAGCUGGUGCAGAAGGAGCAGGAGCUGGCCAGAGCCAAAGAGGCCUUGCAGGCCAUGAAAGCCGACCGGAAGCGCUUGAAGGGCGAGAAGACCGACCUGGUGAGCCAGAUGCAGCAGCUCUACGCCACGCUGGAGAGCCGUGAGGAGCAGCUGCGGGACUUCAUCCGCAACUACGAGCAGCACCGCAAGGAAAGCGAGGAUGCCGUCAAGGCCCUGGCCAAGGAGAAAGACCUGCUGGAGCGGGAGAAGUGGGAACUGCGGCGCCAGGCCAAGGAGGCCACGGACCACGCAGCCGCGCUGCGCUCCCAGCUGGACCUGAAGGACAACCGGAUGAAGGAGCUGGAGGCCGAGCUGGCCAUGGCCAAGCAGUCCUUAGCCACGCUGACCAAGGACGUCCCCAAGCGGCAUUCCCUCGCCAUGCCGGGCGAGACGGUGCUCAACGGCAACCAGGAGUGGGUGGUGCAGGCCGACCUCCCGCUGACGGCGGCCAUCCGGCAGAGCCAGCAGACCCUCUACCACUCCCACCCUCCCCACCCUGCCGACCGGCAAGCGGUCAGGGUCAGCCCCUGCCACUCCCGGCAGCCCUCCGUCAUCUCGGACGCGUCCGCCGCUGAGGGCGACCGGUCGUCCACGCCCAGCGACAUCAACUCGCCGCGGCACCGGACCCACUCUCUCUGCAACGGCGACAGUCCCGGCCCAGUUCAGAAGAACCUGCACAACCCUAUUGUACAGUCACUCGAGGACCUUGAAGACCAAAAACGGAAAAAGAAGAAAGAGAAGAUGGGAUUCGGCUCCAUCUCCCGCGUCUUCGCCAGAGGGAAACAGCGGAAGUCCCUCGACCCGGGCCUCUUUGAUGGUACCGCCCCCGAUUAUUACAUAGAGGAGGACGCGGACUGGUGAUGGCCCCGCCCUGCGCCCGCCGCCCGCGGGCGUGUCUGUGCGUGUGGACGAGCGAGCCAGUGUGCCUGGGCGGGCGGGCGGGCGGGGCGGGUGGGGCGGGGCGGGGGAGGGGCGCGUGGCCGAGCGCCUGGCGCCGUGGGGCCCCUCCCCCCGCGCGCCGCCGUCUCUGUAACCGAUGUACAUAACCACGGACCGCGCGUGGCCACGUCCGCUCUGCUGUCGUCUGCCGCGAUGCGGUUGUGUUUGUUACUCUUGUUGGGUUUGUUUUUUUUUCUUUUUUCUUUUUCCAUGUUCUUUUCGUUUCGUUUCGGUUUCCCGGUUUCUCCUCCUCCUCUCUCCUUCCCUCUUCGCCUCCUCUUCCUUUUUUAUGAAACUUGAACACUUGAAGGACUGUUGUGUUGUUUGUAAAUAACAAAGCCCUCGUCCACCUGGUUCCCCCAAAGACCCCCAGGGGGCCUGUCUCCCCCGGGAUGGGGUCUGGUUCUUGACGCCCUGCUCCCCGCCCCCCCCCCCCACCACCACCCCACGUGGGAGCGUGUGGGACCAGACCCCGUCCUCGGGCUAUGCCGCCACCCGCCAUCGCGGUCAGGACGAGGUGGCUCCACUGAGCCCCGAGGGCCCGGCCCGGCUCCCGGCUCCCGGCGGAGGGGCCGGGGUGGGGGGGGGCCUGGCUGCAUUUGUUCCAGUCAAACGGGCUCUUUUUUUAAUGGCCUGCCUGUUUUUAAAUUGUGUUUGCAGUUUGUUUCUUUCUAGGAAAAAAAAAAGAAAAAAAGAAAGUGGUUUCGUUUAAUUUAUUUGCACAAAUGCAGAAAAACAUAUUCUAUCUAAAUUAUUACUUAAAUAUCGGAUUGUAUAUUUUUCCACGGGGUGGGGUGGGAGGCGGGCGUUUCUGUUCACUUCUCUUUUGUCUGUGCUCGCACCACUGCCCGGCUGUGCGAGGUAGAGCUGAGGGUGGCCGGCACCGGGCCCUUGGGUGGCCAAGCUUGCUCUGUCUGUCCUCUCCUGUCUGUCUCUCCUGUCUGCUGCUCGUGCAUGCCAGGCUUGCCCACCUCCUUCCUACCCCGUCUCCUCUGGCUGCAGUCUCUCUCUCUCUCUCUCUCUCUCUGUUUGUCUGCUGUCCAGAACAUGGCCUCCAUGAGCACAGUGAACACCCUCACAGUCCCCCCUCGGGUGGGCCUGUCUUUAGAGCGAGGCUUAGCCCAGAGAGAGCGAGCCUGGGUGCACCCGUGGCCAACCUGCGUUCUUUUAACCACGCUUUGCCUCUCGGGAUCCUUGGGCCCGGGCCUCCAGCUUGUCCUGGCAGCUUGGGCCUGUCACCCCCCCAGGAGAGGAGGGUUUGGUGGGUGCCUGUUCCUAUCCGGGAAGCAGUGUUAGUCUCCCAUGAGGCUUUGGGGGAGCAGCACUGGGUCCCCCCGAGAGGCUCCAGGAGGGGAGGAGCUGUGUACAAUCUAACACCGGGCUGCAGGGGAACCGGGCACAUCCGGCCAGGUCCCCCGCGCCCACAGCUUCCUUGUGUCUUCACCUGCGACCCCCUUUGCACUCACCCCGAAUGACUAACAGCUCAGUGCACACGUAGUGGCCGAGUCUACUAACGGUAGAGCCUUCCAACCUCUUAGAAAGCAGCAAGCAGAUCUCCAGAGGCGGGAGCCUUUAGAACAAAGAGCAUCCUUGGUCCCCAGUCAUAGAACAGACCCAGAGCCCGCACCGGUCAGCUCUCCUCCAGCCGGGCCCCGGGUGGCCAGGCUUCCCUGCUAAGCCGCUGGCUGGUGAAGCCCGCCGGCACGGACGAUCGAGAGAGAUUUUUAGGAAAUACUUUUCCGAGACCCCAUGAUAUAUUUUUUUUUCCUUGCGGUUGCUGUUUAUUUUUAUGGGUUUUGUUUCCCCCCCCCCCCCCAUACACUUCACAAAGUAAGAUUACGACCACUCCUGGUAAUAACUUAGUAGUUCCUUUUCAUUUCAGCUUUUAUAAAUUAGGGGGUAAUUCUAAAAGUUACAAAGGAUGAUUUAUUUAAGAGAACUACGUCAAAUAGCAAAUGACUUAUGGGUAACGUUAGAUGAAAAUAACCUUUUCCCGUGGGAAAAGUUUCUCAAAGGCAUGGAUCCAAAUAUAAAAUAUUAAAAAAAAAUCUAAAUAAAGCUUAUUUUAAAAUA